This is a messenger RNA of Helianthus annuus (common sunflower), 1205 nucleotides long. RefSeq lists its product as uncharacterized. The coding region runs from base 19 to 1095 and encodes 358 amino acids. The record is from RefSeq and is a predicted model, not a curated record. The transcript is spliced from 2 exons. Lineage: Eukaryota; Viridiplantae; Streptophyta; Magnoliopsida; Asterales; Asteraceae.
UACAACACUUCAUCUAACAUGAUCAACCUUUUGUUUCUUUCUUUCAUUCUGGUUACAACUCCGGUCACCGGAGCAUUUUGGCCGUCGUUUUCAUCACACCAUCACCACCACCAGGUGGCCGUAAAAGACGGCCACGAAGUUGUUAUCGAAUUCAAAGAACAAAGCCACAGCAGCAACAAAAUAACAAUAUACCAAACCGAUGAUUCCGGUGUCACCGGGUUCGAUUUCACCACGUUCAAAACCACCGUCGCCACCGCAUACACUAAGACGACAGGAGUCGCCAAUGUAGCGGCGGCAAAAACAGGUGAAAACGCGAUUAAUAUCAUUGCAAAAGCGAUGAAGAAGUUGGUGCAAACUAUAAGAAUGGCGGGUGUCGAUGAUGACAGCGAAGGAACGCUUAAAGACAUGGUGGUUAAACUCGAAGAAUGGGAUCCUGUCGAUUCGCCAAAACGGAUAUGUGAAGAUAUCGGACACAACGCCAGUGCGAAAAUCGAAGAAGGGGUCGAAGAAGUUAAGGAAACCGUCAAAAACAUAGUUGAAACUAGCCCGAAUGAGGUUUUAACAAGGUCGAAAACCACGAUAAACGAUGUUUUGGACAUCGUUUUAUCGGAGAGAUGGGUGACUGGUUGGUGUCACCUACUUGGGUUUUCGACCGCUUAUGGGAUGGGGGUGUGGGUAACGUCCUUUUCAGGGUGUGUUUUGGGGAAGUGUUUAACGAAACAAGAGGGUGCAAUGGUGUUGAACAUGAUGAAUAUGGUGUAUUUUAGGACUAUGGGAUGUUGUGUUGGUGCAGCUGUCUUUGGGUUUCUUGUGAGUCAAGGAAGAAGAGGGUGUUUGUAUAACAAGAUGGUGAUGUUUCAAGGGUUUAAUCUUGUUUCUGCACUUGUUAUGGUUUUGACCAAUCUUAUCUUCUUGGAGCCUCGAGCAACAAAGUUAAUAGCCCACAGAAUGAAGGGAACUGGUGAAGUUAAAAGUGUAGCAGCAAAGAAGCUAAAGAAGAUAAACACAUACAUAUCGACACUGAAUGUGUCGACAACGGUGGUGCUAACUUGGCAUCUAGCGUACAUUGGUCAACUGCUUCAAGCUCGACGCUAGCUAGCUUGAUCCCACUAGCCAUCGAUCAUCUCGAUAAUCUAUGGAUCAUGGACCGAAAGUUGGUCGGUUUUGAACUUCCAUCAUUUGAGAAAAGUAUGAACAAAUAGAAU